This is a messenger RNA of Harpegnathos saltator (Jerdon's jumping ant), 1067 nucleotides long. RefSeq lists its product as uncharacterized. The transcript has 5 exons. The record is from RefSeq and is a predicted model, not a curated record. Lineage: Eukaryota; Metazoa; Arthropoda; Insecta; Hymenoptera; Formicidae. Bases 161 to 625 code for a protein of 154 amino acids.
ACAUGAAUUUUGCGACAAUAUUAUUACAAGAAGCAAAGAAGCAACAAGAUAACAAGCAAACAAGCAGCAAUAACAUGGAAUUGUCCAAUACAUCGUCACUUAUACAUUAUGCAAGUAGCAAUGAAAGUAACAGUUGUGAACCUACAGAAGGUAUGCAUAUAUGGAUAAAACCCUGUUACUAUUACAUCUAUACAGCAAGUAUAAAGAUAAAUUCAAUAGCGGAAAAGGUACUGUCAAGCAGUACUGGAAUAAAAUAGCACAAAGUAUGCAAAAAGAGAAAUACAAUGUGUCAGGCUUGAAAUGUUCUACAAAAUUCCAAUCCUUGAAAAGGACGUUCAAAACUGUGAUAGAUCACAAUAAAAAAAGUGGGAACAAUCGAAAAGAAUGGGAAUAUCAAAAGAAUAUGGAGGAAUUAUUUUCAAAUAAACCAUGGGUACAACUUCUUAAUAUAGCUGGAUCACACAUUGAAGACGAUGUAAAAGAAGAAAAAGAAAAUAUAUUAGAAAGAUGUACAAAAAAAGAGGAAAUUAAGUAUGCUAGUAGAGGAAUAUAUAAGAUUUUCAUCACAAACCAUCUAAAACAAAGUUAUGUAUACAUAUAUGUUUAUAACAUUUGUUUACAAUAGGGUUUACAAUUCCAAAAUCGAAUCAAUAAUAUUUAAUUGUUUACAAUAGAGUUUAUGAUUUCAAAAAGGAAUCAAUAUUUAACUGCUAUAAAUUAUAUUAAUGACUUACUUGCAGUUGUAUCGAAUGAAAUCCUUUUCGGUUCACAUACGAUUCACUAUUAUCUCUUGGUGCAAUAAUUUUGACAUAUGUUCCGUCAAUUGCACCAAUCAUUCCUGGAAACCCAUACUUCUGUUCUAUUGUAUUCAUUGUUUUUCUGUUUCUUCCAUAGUUGGCCAAGAAAUAAAUGUUGCUACUCUUGCAUAUAAACAAUUAACAACUUUAUGUACACUUCUCCAUGCUGUGGCUUUUCCUACAUUGAAUCUGUCUGGAACACAUCUGAAGUAUCUGCUUGUUAAUCUGUUUAUUAAAUAUCAAAUAAAAGUGACAAUUAUAAAUGUACAA